Molecule: messenger RNA, 2284 nt
Organism: Acinonyx jubatus (cheetah)
Lineage: Eukaryota; Metazoa; Chordata; Mammalia; Carnivora; Felidae
Product: alpha-1,3-mannosyl-glycoprotein 4-beta-N-acetylglucosaminyltransferase-like protein MGAT4E
Exons: 3
Coding region: 632-2098 (488 amino acids)
Biological process (GO): protein N-linked glycosylation
Molecular function (GO): acetylglucosaminyltransferase activity
Source: RefSeq, a predicted model, not a curated record
AUGAGAUUAAAGGUUGGAAUAAAUUAAGGAUAUCCUUUAUUAAAGAGUAAUAAAGGCACCACAUUGCUUAGUAUUUAGCAAUACCUUAAGUUCAGUUAUUUUAUUUGUUUUGAGAGAGCGAACGAGCAGGGGAGGGGCAGAGAGAGAAGGAAAGAGAGAAACCCAAGCAGGCUCCACAAUGUCAGUGCAGAGCCCAGUGCAGGGCUCGAUCAUGAUCUGAGCCGAAAUCAAGAGUUGGAUGCUUAACCGACUGAGGCACCCAGACACCCCAAGUUCAGCUAUUUUAAUAAACUGACUUUUGUUUAAAAAAGCAAGGGUAGGUGGUGGCCAUCUGUUUCCUAAGAUAAAGGAGCCUCAUCACUGAAGCCCCAGCUGACCUUCAUCAUUUCGAAAAGGGAAAACUUUGGGAAAGUUGAAUCUCCAAAAAAACCUAUAAAGAGAAAGCAACAAAGGCCACAGGACAGGUGACCUUCCUUCUUUAGGUCAGGGAAUAAGGCUAUAUUCCAUCAGGUCCCCAACUCAGAUAAGAAGGCAGGCUUUGGAAAUAAGUUAACAAUGAUGAAGAGGAAGGAUAGAAUAUGGGGGAUUGUGAAGGGGAAAACUUCCAGGAGACAAAGGAGAAGUUCUAGGCAUGGAUGGAUGGAUGGAUGGAUGGAUGGAUGGGGAGAGUCCCCAGCUGCUUUACAUGUUGACUUUUUGCUAUAGGAACCGUAUCCCAUCAGACACCAUGCGGUGUUCCAUCAGGCGCGGCAUCAUAACCUCAGUGGGCAUUGGAUUCCUGUGGCUCCUCAUCACUUUGAAAACCCCCAGGGAAACUGAAGAUGUUCAAAACGUGAUGGCUUUCAAAGGCCAAGAGGACAGUUAUGGCAAAAGAAAAGAUGUGAGACUGCUGGAAGGCUGGCAGAAUCAUACCUUCCAGUAUAUUAAGACAAUUCAGCAGAGAAGAAAGACGUGGCUGACAGUGGGGAUCUCCUCAGUGCCACGACCAGAUCAAAGCGGCCUCUUGUACACCCUGGUCUCUCUGUUCUGUGCUUCCUCUAAGAUCGAGCAGAAACGUCUCACAGUACUGGUUCAUCUGGCACAUUCUGACCUCACCGGGCUCAGAGAAACCAUUGCCCAUAUUUCAACCCUCUUCAGCCCACAGAUCUUGUCAGGGAAGCUGCUACUGAUUCAUGCUCCAUCUGAUGCCUACCGCACCACGGAUGACACGAGGAAGGAGGCCCACCGUGGGGAAUUCUACUCCAAGCGGAAUAGAGAUCAUGCCUUCCUCAUGAGCUUUGCCGCAAAGCUCUCUGAAUACUUCCUGUUACUGGAGGACAAUGUCCUUUGUGCCCCCAACUUUAUCACCCACAUUCAUUGGAAGGUGGACACAAUGAGGUCCAACCCAUGGGUGCUACUGGAGUUCUCUAAUAUGGGCUUCCUCGGCAAACUCUUCCACAGCAGGGACCUCCCACUCCUGGCUCAUUUCCUCCUCCUCUUCUACAAGGAAAAGCCCCUUGACAGACUGAUCCCCCACUUCCGUACCCUCCUAGCUCAGAAAAACCCAAUCCUCUGCAGACCAUUCCUUUUCUACCACAGGUUCUCCUACUAUACCUCCAAUGACAGUCAGAAGGCCACGCCAGUCCAGAAAAAGAACCCCUAUGGUCCUGACAACCCACCCGCAGCCAUUUUCACAGAUAUGAAGGUUUUUGAUGUUCAUUUCCCCUGGAAGGCCUACACUCUGGAUGAGUCAUUCUUCUGGACCCAAAAUGUUAGUGCAGGGAACCACCUGACAGUCAUUUUGAAGCAUCCAGCGAACUUGAGCAGAGUGCAAGUGUUGACAGGCACCAUUGUGGAUGGAAAGCAUGCCCUAGAGAAGGGGCAAGUGGAGCUGGGCUAUGACCCCGAGGGAAUGCCUCAAUACUGUACCAGCUUUGCCUUGCUGGUCCAUCUCUUGGAAGGGCAGGUGAAUCAGGAGAUAUUCAAAAGUAUGGGGUACGAUGUGAGCUGUGUAAGGCUGGUGGUGAAAGCUAAUCAGGUUGGCGGUCUCAUAAUCAGGCAUAUUUACCUCUGGGAGGAAAAUCCCAAAGAUAUGGAAGCAGCUCAGAGUUGGAGAUAAAUCACUAAGGAUGUGAAAAAUUAAAGUUGUGAAGCUGUUCCAUUCCAGCCUGAGUGACAUGGGGAGAUAGAUGUCAGGGAAUGAGGGGCAGGGAGAGAAGACUCUAUGAUGCUUUUGGUGCCACCAUGAUAUUAAGAGACCUGUUCCUUUUUCUCCCCAAACAAGUAAUUCAUAUAUAUAUAUAUA